Ceratotherium simum simum (southern white rhinoceros) is the source of this 4224-nucleotide messenger RNA. The record is from RefSeq and is a predicted model, not a curated record. NCBI's taxonomy places the organism in Eukaryota, Metazoa, Chordata, Mammalia, Perissodactyla, Rhinocerotidae.
CGAGGCGUGGCUGACUCGCGGGCUGCGUGGGGAUCACCGAGCCAGGGAACGCGGGUGUGGGGGGUGGGAAGGCGCCGUCCUGGGGCCGGGGUGGCGGGGCGUGGGAGAUGGCGACGCGAUGGAGCAGCGAGAACGUGGUGGUGGAGUUCCGCGACUCCCAGGCAACUGCAAUGUCUGUGGACUGUCUGGGGCAGUAUGCAGUGCUUUCGGGCCGCCGAUUCCUAUACAUCGUUAAUCUAGAUGCCCCUUUCGAAGGUCACCGAAAGAUCUCUCGCCAGAGCAAAUGGGACGUCGGAGCUGUGCAGUGGAAUCCUCAUGACAGCUUUGCACACUAUUUUGCAGCUUCGAGUAACCAACGGAUUGACCUUUAUAAGUGGAAAGACGGCAGUGGGGAAGUUGGCACAACCUUACAAGGCCAUACUCGCGUAAUCAGCGACUUGGACUGGGCAGUGUUUGAGCCAGAUCUCCUGGUUACCAGCUCUGUGGACACCUACAUCUACAUUUGGGAUAUCAAAGACACAAGGAAACCUACCGUUGCACUGUCUGCUGUAGCGGGUGCCUCGCAGGUCAAAUGGAAUAAAAAAAAUGCUAAUUGCCUUGCCACCAGUCAUGACGGGGAUGUACGGAUAUGGGACAAGCGGAAACCCAGUACAGCAGUGGAAUAUCUAGCAGCCCACCUCUCCAAAAUCCAUGGCCUGGACUGGCACCCAGACAGUGAGCACAUUCUUGCUACCUCUAGUCAAGACAACUCUGUCAAGUUCUGGGAUUACCGCCAGCCUCGGAAAUACCUCAAUAUUCUCCCUUGCCAGGUGCCUGUCUGGAAGGCCAGAUACACUCCUUUCAGCAAUGGAUUAGUGACUGUGAUGGUUCCCCAGCUGCGGAGGGAAAAUAGUCUUCUCUUGUGGAAUGUCUUUGACUUGAACACCCCAGUCCAUACCUUUGUGGGGCAUGAUGACGUGGUGCUGGAGUUCCAGUGGAGGAAACAGAAGGAAGGGUCCAAGGACUACCAGCUGGUUACGUGGUCACGGGAUCAGACCUUGAGAAUGUGGCGGGUGGAUUUCCAGAUGCAGAGGCUUUGUGCAAAUGACAUAUUAGAUGGUGUUGAUGAGUUCAUUGAGAGCAUUUCUCUUCUGCCGGAACCAGAGAAGACCUUUCACACUCCAGAUAUAGAUCACCAGCACAACUCAAGCCAUGGGGAGGAAGAAGUCUUAAAGGAAGAUCCCCCGAGCAAUCUCCUGGAAGAGAAGAAAUCAGAUCAGCUGGGACUGCCCCAGACUCUACAGCAGGAGUUUUCCCUGAUCAAUGUGCAGAUCCGGAAUGUCAAUGUGGAGAUGGAUGCAGCAGAUAGGAGCUGCACAGUGUCUGUGCACUGUAGCAGCCAUCGUGUCAAGAUGCUGGUGAAGUUCCCUGCACAGUACCCAAACAAUGCUGCCCCUUCCUUCCAGUUUGUUAACCCCACAACCAUCACAUCCACAAUGAAAGCUAAGCUGCUAAAGAUCCUGAAAGACACUUCGCUGCAGAAAGUGAAACGCAACCAGAGUUGUUUGGAGCCCUGCCUACGCCAGCUCGUCUCCUGCCUUGAGACUUUUGUGAACCAAGAAGAUAGUGCUUCCAGCAACCCCUUUGCACUCCCAAACUCCGUCACACCACCCUUACCAACGUUUGCCCGGGUGACUACUGCCUAUGGGUCAUACCAGGAUGCCAAUAUUCCCUUCCCUAGGACCUCAGGGGCCAGGUUCUGUGGAGCAGGGUAUUUGGUGUAUUUCACAAGGCCUAUGACGAUGCAUCGAGCAGUGUCUCCAACAGAACCUACUCCAAGAUCUCUCUCGGCCUUGUCUGCUUAUCAUACUGGCUUGAUUGCGCCAAUGAAGAUUCGUACAGAGGCCCCUGGGAACCUUCGUUUAUACAGUGGGAGCCCCACCCGCAGUGAGAAAGAGCAGGUCUCCAUCAGCUCCUUCUACUACAAGGAGCGGAUGUCUCCUCGCUCUGCCCGGCGACGUUGGUCCAUACAAGCAAUUAACGACUUCCCGAAAUCAAGGAGAUGGAAAAGUAAGCGCGAGGGAUCGGACUCUGGCAAUCGACCAAUCAAGGCUGCUGGGAAAGUUAUCAUCCAGGAUAUUGCGUGUCUUCUUCCUGUUCACAAAUCAUUGGGAGAACUGUACAUAUUGAAUGUAAAUGAUAUUCAAGAAACGUGUCAGAAGAAUGCCACUUCUGCCUUGCUUGUUGGAAGGAAGGAUCUUGUCCAGGUUUGGUCGCUGGCCACGGUAGCUACAGAUCUUUGCCUUGGUCCGAAGUCUGACCCAGAUUUGGAAACACCCUGGGCUCGACAUCCAUUUGGGCGACAGCUGCUGGAGUCCCUGUUGGCUCAUUACUGCCAACUCCGGGAUGUCCAGACAUUGGCUAUGCUCUGCAGCGUGUUUGAAGCCCAGUCUCGGCCUCAGGGAAUACCAAACCCCUUCGGGCCUUUUCCCAGCCGUUCAUCUAACCUUGUGGUGUCCCAUAGUCGAUAUCCUAGCUUUACUUCCUCUGGUUCCUGCUCAAGCAUGUCAGACCCAGGGUUCAACACUGGCGGCUGGAACAUAGCAGGAAGAGAGGCAGAACAUAUAUCUUCCCCUUGGGGAGAGUCUUCACCAGAAGAAAUCCGCUUUGGAAGUCUGACCUACAGUGAUCCCCGUGAGCGAGAAAGGGACCAGCAUGAUAAAAAUAAAAGGCUUCUGGACCCCGCCAAUACUCAGCAAUUUGAUGACUUUAAAAAGUGCUAUGGAGAAAUCCUCUAUCGCUGGGGCCUGAGAGAGAAACGAGCUGAAGUGCUGAAGUUUGUUUCCUGUCCUCCUGAUCCUCACAAAGGGAUUGAGUUUGGCGUGUACUGCAGCCACUGCCGGAGUGAGGUCCGUGGCACGCAGUGUGCCAUCUGCAAAGGCUUCACGUUCCAGUGUGCCAUCUGCCAUGUGGCAGUGCGAGGAUCAUCCAAUUUCUGCCUGACCUGCGGGCAUGGUGGACACACUAGCCACAUGAUGGAGUGGUUUCGGACCCAGGAGGUGUGUCCCACCGGGUGUGGGUGCCACUGCCUGCUUGAAAGCACUUUCUGAGCUUACAGACCAUGGGAGUUGUCAGAAAUCCCAGAGGAUCCCAUAAAUGCCGGUGACAAGCUCCCUGCCAGGAGAGAGGCUCCAGAACCCGUUCCCAACCAGACUGGGGUAUGUUCCCCUCACAGACUGCCGCAGCACCAGCUGUCGUGAGCCUGUGCUUCUCUUCUGUAUGGCUGUUGGCCGCAUGGAUGUCACUGGAGGAGGAUGAGGGCAGACGUGCAGAGCUGAGUAGCCAGGUGGAAGUUUUCUUGGAGAAAAGCACCUGCCUCCAGAGCAGUGUUUACCUUUAAGGUGUUAGCCUUAAACCACCGAACAGCAUCCUAUCUGAUGCCGUUACAGAUACUGAGGUCGGAUGCAAAGGACAGUCUCCUGAGCCAAAGGACAGUGAACAUUAAUUUAGUUAACAAAUGGGCCUGUGACAUCACUUGGUACAUUUAAUGAACCGAACCGAUGAACAGUGACCUUUUAAAAUAUGAUACUUAAGUUAUAAAUAUAUGAUGUACUUAAGGAUUCUUGAUGUAUUUUUUGUUUGUUAUUUUUCUUCCAGUGGCUCUCUGUUGGCUAAUAAAAUUCUAGUAAAUGUUUAAAAAAAAGGGACAGAGACAGUUGAACAACGUUUGAGUGAAUCUUUUUUUACCCUACUUCUAGUUGAAAUUAACUCUUUUGAAUAGGACCAAAGUCAGUGCUCAGUUUUUCAAAGGAAGUGCUGAUUUACUUUUGUUACCUAACAGGAGAAAAUAGAAUUUGACAUUUGAGUUUCUUCCCAACCCCAAGAGUCUUUUAAUCAUUUCUUUUAGCAAAAGGAAAAUGAGAUGGCUUCGCAGCUUUGAUAUUCAAGUCUUCUGUGCCACUGGGCAGGUUGGCUGAGUUCCGGUACGUACCUUCACUCUUCACUUGGGGUCCCUUGCAAACUUUGCCCUGUGUUUAUCUGUGUUCCAACUGGUUAUGACUCACAUGUCCACCAAUUCUUCAGAAUGAUUUUCAACUCUUCACAUUUUGUACGUGCCAGAGAAGAGAAAUCUUUUUGAUAUUUUCACUGAAAUUUAUAUUUGUUUCUUAGAAUUUUAUAAUUCCAAAUCGAUUAACUUAAGAAAUAUGUCUUAAGAAACAUGUCUCAAAAUGUAUUGUACAUCAC